Cornus florida is the source of this 1470-nucleotide messenger RNA. RefSeq names its product zinc finger BED domain-containing protein RICESLEEPER 1-like. The coding region runs from base 1 to 1470 and encodes 489 amino acids. The record is from RefSeq and is a predicted model, not a curated record. Gene Ontology annotation, molecular function: DNA binding. The transcript has 5 exons. Lineage: Eukaryota; Viridiplantae; Streptophyta; Magnoliopsida; Cornales; Cornaceae.
AUGUCAAAUACUGGAGAUGCAAAUGAUCCUAUUGUUCUUCUUAAAAAAUCCACUAAGAAAAAGAAGGUUCGUAGAUCUCCAGUGUGGGAACAUUUCAUAGAAAUGAUUGAGAAAGAGGGAGGAGGUGCUAGAUGCAAAUACUGUAAUGUAAAAUAUCAAUGGGUGAGUGGGAAUGGGACUAGUACAAUGGGCAGACAUAUUACAAGGUGUAAGAUGUACCCUUACAAUAAAUAUAAGAAACAAAAAAUUUUAUCUUUUCAAUCAACAACAGAAGAUAGUUGUGAUAAUAACCUGGGUGUUUGGAAGUCUGACCAAGAGCUUGGUAAAGAAGCAGUUGCUAAAAUGAUAAUCAUGGAUGGGUUGCCUUUCAAUUUUGUAGAACGUGAAAGAUUUCAAAAUCUUCUUAAUGUGUUACAACCUAGGUUUAAAAUCAUGUCACGUACUACAGUGGCAAGGGAUUGCUUGGUUUUUCACAAAGGUGAGGCAAUUGGUCGAGCGACAGAUGCAUGUUUGAAUGAGUGGGGUAUAGAAAAACUUUGCACACUUACUGUUGACAAUGCUAGCUCAAAUGAUGUUGUUGUUGAUAAAUUAAAGACCAAGUUUAAUAAGAAACGUGACUCUUUCAUUUUAGAUGGUGACUUCUUUCACAUGAGAUGUAGUGCACAUAUCCUUAACUUAAUUGUAAAAGAUGGGUUAAGUGAAUUGAAAGUUUCAAUAGCUCGAAUCCGUGGGGUUGUGAGGUGGAAUUCCACUUAUAUGAUGUUAAAUGUUGCAUUAAAAUUUCAAAAGGCAUUUGAGAGUUCUUUAUAUGUUACUGCUAAUGUAUAUUUUCAUGAAGUUUGUUUAAUUGAAAGGGAGUUGUCCGAUUGCAUAAAAAAUUUGGAUCCUCGUUUAGCCAUAGCUGCCAAAAUAAAGGUGAAAUUUGACAAGUAUUGGGGCAGCAUUGAGAAAGUGAAUAUGAUGUCAGUGGUUGCUAUUGUGUUGGAUCCUCGCUUUAAGUUGAACUAUGUGGGUUAUUGUUAUAGCCAAGUUUAUGAUUAUAACAUGGUGAAUGCUCUCAUAGAAAAGGUAAUAGGGGUAUUAAAGCGUAUUUAUCGUGAGUAUGAAAAAUUAGAUGUGGACAUUUCAUCUUCAAGUCAAACUUCUAAUAUCAUGGUGGUUGAUCAACCAAGCAGUGGUGUUGGUGCAAGUGAUAGGAAUAGUGGUCUAACAGCAAUCACAAUGCGCCAAAAGACAUAUUGGAAACAUUUGGAAGAAGUAGGAGGAAUAAUGGGAAGCAAAUCAGAAUUGGGCAGAUAUUUAGAGGAAGUGUGUGAAAAAGAUGAAAACUCAAAAUUUGACAUCUUGAAUUGGAGGAAAGUAAAUUGUUCAAGUACGGGAGGUCGUGUCCUGGAUCAAUUCCGUAGUUCUCUUACUCCUAACAUUGUGCAAUGCUUGAUUUGUGGACAAGAUUGGUUGCGUGCAUCAUGA